This is a messenger RNA of Paramuricea clavata, 1948 nucleotides long. Lineage: Eukaryota; Metazoa; Cnidaria; Anthozoa; Malacalcyonacea; Plexauridae. The record is from the annotation of a GenBank genome assembly.
AGGGAGCUGAAGAUUUCUCAAACGGACAUCGACAAUCAAAUCGUCAAACACCUGAGGAGGAAUGUGAAAGGCCUGUUGAGGUGGGUGCAAACCAGACGUUUCUUCCAGUGUAGGUGGUAUUCUGCAAUAAGUCAUCUCACACUCAUUAAUAAUUCUUGAGUAAACCAUAUUGCUUUAUUUAUACCUGGUGAAGUAUACACCCCUGGAAAUGAUAUAUUUUAACUUAACUUUGCUUUCUUUUAGCUUGGCGAGCUGAACGUCUUAGACACAACUGGGGUAUGUAUACUGGCCAGAACAAUAUCGUGUUGUAUAUAAACAUCAUUGUCAACAAUAUUGUUCAUAUAUUCUUGUAUAAUUCUAACAACGUUGUUCCAAACCAUCUCUUCUGAAACAAUUUUGGACCAUGUUCGACAUGGUUGUUCUUCAAUUAUGAAAUGCUGUUUUCUCUUAUCCAACAAACUUUAACAUCUGUUAUUCAUGCAUCAACUCCAAGGAUAUAAGCGCCCUGCAUGAUCAACUCUUACGCGUCCCAGAUAUCACUUUAUAUACAUGAACUUAUAUUUGUUCUAAAAUAUUGUAUAGAAACCAGAUGCCGUGUCACGUGAAGACCAUAUCAAAGAUCAUUACAAGAAGCGCUUGGCAGAACUGACUACACAGGUCUGUUAUCAGUACAUUCUCGUACCCAGAGUCCUUCUUACGCGCGGUGCGACGAGGGGCUCUGGCCAAAUCCAUAACCGGAUACCAUAAAAACAUGGUAAGAAAACAAUAUCCGGUGUUAGAACUAGCCAAUCAGAUGCCAGUUCGGAUAUGGAUUUGGCCAGAGCCCCUCGUCGCACCGCGCGUAAGAAGGGCUCUCGGUACGAGAAUGUUAUCAGUAGUAAAGGAAUACCAAAUGCUUUUCCGUGCAGCGGUGUAGGAUAGCGUCAUCCAUGCACGGGGGAUGUUGCGAGACUAUCGUCACAUCCGAAAUCGAGCAACAUCCCAAGUGCAUGGUUGGUUCCAGUGAGUACAUUCAUUAAUAUGCACAUAUAUUACGAAACAAAUUUUUGUUGUUAUAGCUCCAAGUGGCCGAUAGCAAGUCAGUUCUUCUUCAUUCGGAAGUAUGUAUAAUUUGUCGAAACCUUUGAAAACUGCUUAAAUGAAUGAACAAAACUUUGUGUUAACUGUAUGCUUAUCUUUAUACAUAGUGCCAAAACUUAUUCAAGAGGUUACAAUUGAGUGUAAACUCGCAGAAUAAAAGCAAGGAGGAUGUGACGACUGCAAUGUCUAGAAUAACCGAAUUAGAGGUACGCCGCAUUACUGCAAGUGGUCUAUUAAUGGUUUUCAGUGGUUUACUCUCCCCAACUUACAAACGUAAAAAAUCUCACAAUUCGUCAACAAGAUGUGUUCGCAACAGGCUUGUAGCAAGCUAGCUUCUUCACAACUUUUAACAAUGCUGUUAUUUUAUCAAGUUGCGACAAGGUUGUCACUCACAACUUGUUGACGAAUUGUUGAAUUGCAGGACGAUAACAACUUGUUGAGCCAUGUCUAUUCUUCGACCUAUACCAAUUCUGAUAUUCUGUAUAAUCUUUUUAAGGACGAAGUGUUGACGACGAAGAACAGUUAUCAAAUCCAACUGGACAUGAUGAGCGACCAUCUUUGUGGAAUGUCCGAAAAACUUACGUCACAAAAAGACGAAAUUGAUGCGUUGAAGACAGGCAAAAGUAAGAAAGGAAAGAACUGGUUUCAAUCAUUAAAGGAUAAGGGAAGUUCCGAGGAUAAUAUGGAAUAAAUAGCAGGGAUUAAGUAAGAUAUCCCAUGGAUUACCAUGGACUAUGUAUACUAGUAAUAUAAUGCAAUACGAAUUAAUACACGUUUUGUAUUUUAGGUAGAGAAAUUGAUUUAAAAUAAAUUUUUAGGAAGCUUGAGACUAAACUAAUUAUAAUUAUAUUAUAAUAUAUGCAGCCGC